AUGUCCGACCAAUAUUCGCUCAACGUCCGCUUUUGCGAGAUUUGUGCUGGAUUCCUCAGUGAGGGCGGUAAGGACAGUGUCCCAUCCUUGACCAGAGCGCUUGAUACGAUCGCUAGUGAUCUUGCAAGAAAUGAGGAUCUGAGAAUUCGGAUGGGGUCGGAUGGUCCUUCGAUAUGGCCGUCCCUCCAACAGUUAUGGAAUUUUCUUGCGGACUAUCCCUCAGCGGACGCCGAUGUCCCAGCCUUGCGCAUCCUCGUAAUAAGCGUCGCUAGAUUCACCAGGAAUCUCGUCGCAAGCGUUGCAGAAAACCAACGGAACGCAUUUGGAGUCGAGCCGGCUCUCCGACGUAUUCUGCAUCUAUACAGCUCCUGGUCUGCGAUUCAAAUCACGGACUCUUUUCCGGCUACUAGGAUGGCAGUCCAAGCCCUUUCAAACAUCGUUACCACCAAUGAGGAUCUCACGUCUCGCCUUUGGAAGACUUAUCUUUCCCUGCCCGAGGAACAGGUGGUUCUAAUUCGCUUGCUCGGCUCCCCUGACCCUAAAACUAUCCUAUCACUCUUGAUACUUAUGGUUAAUUGCAUUCACAAUAGUGCUCAGCGUCGUUCUUUACUCACGAGAUCACGUGUGGGAGCCCGAAUCUGUAUAACACUUUUGGACCGCAUGGUCUCAUUACACGAUGCGGAGGAAUCAAGUGACGGCGCAAAGGCGUUUGACUACGGGUAUCAUUUAUUUGCCCACUUGUUUGACGGCGGCUUUGCACCAGACCUAUACAAUUCCCUGUCUGUUGAAGGGGAAGUAAUUGCGCCGCAUCAAACUACUCUUCUCAAACUGCUCGAUUCGUACCUGCAGUCAUCGAAAAUGUGUCCUAUACAUUGUGAUAUGUGCCCUAUGUUGUCGGAGAUUUUUUUCUGCCUCUCGUCAUAUUCUCAGUCAGCGAUCAGACGAGCUAUCAAACCCAGCAAUUCGGAGCCUUUGGAAGGUACCAACGAACACCCACAAGAACUUGAUUUAUUGCUGCCGAAAACGUGCGAGGCACUCGUAUUAGCAGUUCAAUGUAUCGUGAAGAUUUCAUUGCUAUCCGAGGAGCAACGGACAAUGGAUACGUCCGCUGAAGAUUUACGAGCGACCUUCCGAGACGCUACCUCAACCGACGAACUUUUACGCCUCCUUGACGCGUUUCUUCCACGUAUUUACUUUGGAAAGGCUGUCAUACAACCUGUGACGGAUCGAACUAUCCCAUCGUCGGCCGCGGAACCCAGUGGAUUCUCUUAUCUAAAACGAGACCUUGUGCGUUUGGUCGGGGUGCUUUGCCAUCGAGAUGCGAUAUUUCAGGACCGCAUUCGAGUAUGUGGGGGUAUUGCCGUUAUUAUGAAUAUGUGUGUUGUGGACGAGCGCAACCCAUACCUUCGAGAACAUGCUAUAUUAACACUUCGGAAUCUGUUGGACGGCAACAAGGAAAACCAGGACGAAAUCAACAGCAUUCAACCAUCGGGGUAUUGGGAUGAAGCAGGAGUACUGCAUGAGAAGGUUGGAGCUACCCUUAGAUAG
This is a messenger RNA of Suillus paluster, 1548 nucleotides long. RefSeq names its product spinocerebellar ataxia type 10 protein domain-containing protein. The record is from RefSeq and is a predicted model, not a curated record. Lineage: Eukaryota; Fungi; Basidiomycota; Agaricomycetes; Boletales; Suillaceae. The transcript has 10 exons. Gene Ontology annotation, cellular component: cytosol. Bases 1 to 1548 code for a protein of 515 amino acids.